CCCUUAACUUUGAAACUUUGGAAAGAGCAUAGUCCGUCAAUAUAUUUAAUAAUUUUUUAGAAUUUCACUAUGUUUAAAAAGUUCGACGAAAAGGAGCAUGUUUCUGGUGUUACUAGUAUCAAAUCAUCUGUUCAAAGAUCUCUGAAAGCUUCACUUAUUCAACAAAUGCCCUUUCUCGCAGACUAUAUUGAUGAGAUAUUACCAAAAAAGGAAUGGAAAUUAGUAAAAUGCGCUGAUCAUAUUGAAGCUUUAGCGGCAAGAGAAGGAGAAGUUGUUUUCUUUAAACAGAGAGAUGGACAGUUUUAUCCUUCUCUGAAACUUGUUCACAAGUAUCCCUUUAUUCUACCGGAAAUGCGAGUUGAUAAAGGAGCAAUUAAAUUUAUACUUAGCGGAGCUAAUAUUAUGAGCCCAGGAUUAACUAAUCGGGCUGCCGGAGCUAAAAUGACUAAAGUCGAUAGUGGAACAAUAGUGGCCGUAACGGCUGCAGGAAAACAACACGCACUUGCUGUAGGUUUAACCAAAAUGUCUUCUGAAGAUAUAGAGACGCAGAACAAAGGAAUUGCUGUUGAGAAUAUCCACUACCUCAAUGACGGACUUUGGUUAAUGAGAAAUAUAAAAUAA
Dimorphilus gyrociliatus is the source of this 621-nucleotide messenger RNA. The record is from the annotation of a GenBank genome assembly. Lineage: Eukaryota; Metazoa; Annelida; Polychaeta; Dinophilidae.